This is a messenger RNA of Eruca vesicaria subsp. sativa (arugula), 1136 nucleotides long. The record is from the annotation of a GenBank genome assembly. Lineage: Eukaryota; Viridiplantae; Streptophyta; Magnoliopsida; Brassicales; Brassicaceae.
CUCCGCCUCACCGUUUCUUAGGGUUAUAGUCAAAACCCGAAGACAUAACAAAACUCCGAAACAACAGAGUUUUAGAAUCAUCAGAAGAACUAGGAGAAGUGUCUACGAGAAAGAGGAAUAAAAGAUUUUGAAUUUUGAGAUGGAAGACGAAGGAAGAGACGCUCAUCAACUGGAUUUGGAAAAGGCAGAUCAAAAUAUUUGGAUGAUGAAGAGUCCUGUUGUUGUUACCAAGACGUGGGAGAAGCUUGCUCCUCCUCUUCCUCCUCCUCCUUCCUACUCUUCCUAUACUCCUUCCGGUUACAUUAGUUUAGCCAAGGUUGUUCAUUCCCUUGAACUUGUUCCACUCACCGAGCCCAAGUUCAACAUGGAGAUGGUUGGUGCAGAGUAUGGGAACAUGCCAAAGAGCUACUCAUUGAACAUGUUUAAAGACUUUGUUCCAAUGUGCGUCUUCUCCACUGUCGAUCUUCAAGACAAUCCAGCUGCUGAUGGAGUCAUAGAACAAAAAUUUGAUAUGAAGCCACAAGGCGAAGAUAUUGAAGAGUAUGCUAGGCUUUGUCGAGAGAGGACUAGCAGGUCCAUGGUUAAGAACCGACAGAUACAGGUUAUUGAUAAUGACCGUGGAGUACAUAUGAGGCCCAUGCCUCUAAUGAAUAGCUUCAUUUCAAAGGAAAAGAGGAAAGCUGUCCCAGUCAAGCAAACAGAUGUGAAGAGGACGAGGAGAGAUCGUGGUGAGCUCGAAGGUAUCAUGUUCAACUUAUUCGAAGGCCAACCGAACUGGACCUUGAAGCAGCUAGUACAGCGGACAGACCAACCAGCUCAGUUUUUGAAAGAGAUACUAAACGAGCUUUGCGUUUACAAUAAGAGAGGAUCGAACCAAGGGACAUAUGAGCUUAAACCAGAGUACAAGAAAGCUGGGGAAGAUGAUACAGGUGGACAGUGAAAACAAUCGCAUGUGUAGUACAAUAUUAUAAACCCAAGAGUCAUUUAGUUCUUUUUUAAUUUGUUUUGUUAAAGUCAGAGGUGGUCAGAUUAUGAAAUUGAGUGUUUCUGAACACUAAAUUACUAUUCUGUUAUAUUUUCUUACAAGUUAUAAAAUAACUCUACUAACAAUUAUUUAUGUCUCUUGAAAAUUCUUA